Molecule: messenger RNA, 3737 nt
Organism: Thlaspi arvense
Lineage: Eukaryota; Viridiplantae; Streptophyta; Magnoliopsida; Brassicales; Brassicaceae
Source: the annotation of a GenBank genome assembly
AUGUCAGAGCACUGGGCUUUUCGACGCUGGCUUGUAAGUAAUAAAGUUUCUUUUGGAGCCUUACUGGAAACUCAUAUCAAAGAACCCAAUCUGAACAAGGUUUUGACUGCCAUUUGCCCUAACUGGUCCUUUCUUUCCAACCAUGCCGCUGAUGAGGAUGGUCAGAUAAUUCUGGUGUGGAAACAGCCUUUCUCUGUCGUCCUCCUCCGCCUAUCAAAACAGACUCUGACGUGUAAAGUAAGCUUUCCUGGAAUCUCGGACUUCAUCUUCACUGAUGUGUAUGCAGCGAAUACUUUGGAAGAUAGAAAUGAUCUUUGGAUUAAUUUACUGGAAACUGAAACUGCCCUCUCUCUCCGUAACACAGCUUGGCUUGUGGGAGGAAACUUCAACGAAACUCUGCACCCUUCAGAGCACUCUCAGCCUGAUUUCAAUCAGAUCACCUCUCCCAUGAUUAACUUCAAGGAUUGUCUUCACCAACUUGAGCUAAGAGACCACCGUUAUCAAGGAACCAAGUUCACUUGGUCCAAUAAGCAACCUGCUGACCCAAUUGCUAAGAAACUGGAUCAUGCCCUCAUUAAUGAACAUUGGCUUUCCACAUUUCCUCAAAGCUUGGCUCAGUUCCUUGCUCCAGAUAUCUCGAACCAUUCCCCCUGUUGUAUAAAUCUUGCUUCGGCUCCUCCCUCUGCUGGAACUCUGCCUUUCAAAUUCUACAACUAUCUCGCCAGCCAUCCUGACUUUCUUGGAACAGCCAGGACUGCUUUCAAUGCUAUCCAUACCUUGGUUGGGAUUGAUGGAAGAGAGGCCACUUCUGCUGAGGACGUGGGUAACCUCGCUGCCUCUUACUUCAGGAAUAUCUUGGGGCCUCCCAUGCAGUUCAGAAUUACUUCCCCUAAAGAGGAGGGAGGGCUGGGAAUUAAGAACUUCAACACUUGGAAUCGAGUUUGCUCCCUCAAAUUGCUCUGGCUUCUCCUCUUCAGAACUGAGUCCAUCUGGGUUAACUGGAUACAUCAGAGUGUGAUCAAAGAUAAAAGCAUAUGGGAUUUGAAAGAGAAGCAAAGUCACACCUGGCUUUUCAAAAAAUUGUUGAGACUGCGGGACACAAUGUUGAUGUGGGUACGAAUUAAACCGGGAGAUGGGCGUACAACAAUGUUUUGGUCAGACCCGUGGACUCCGUUUGGGCCAUUGAUCAAAUUCAUUGGUCCGAUGGGACCUAGAUUGUUGGGAAUUUCUAGAGACGCCAUUGUCGCAUCCAUUUGGAGAGCUAACUGUUGGCAUCUUGUUCCGGCUAGAUCCCAAAGCAUCGAAGAGCUUCAUUGCUACAUGACGUUGAUUACGUUCAAUUCCAGCUCUGACCAACUCCUGUGGCAAAUUGACGGCUCUACCAAAGCAAACUUCUCUACAAAAACCAUCUAUCACCAGAUCAGGGAGCAAAACCAGGUCGUCGAUUGGUCUCCCAUUAUUUGGCUCAAAAGAGGAAUCUCAAAACAUAAAUGUCCUGCUUGGCUCUUUAUCCUCAAUCGCUGCCCAACCCGCGAUCGCCUUCUCUCUUGGGGACUGACUAUUGAGCCGCUUUGCCUUCUCUGCAAUAUGACUGACGAAUCCAGAGACCAUUUGUUCUUCGAGUGCGAGUACUCCUUCCCGGUUUGGUCGAAGCUCGCUCGGAAAUUGAGAUUCUCUACCACCAUGCGCGACUGGAGCGGAGUUGUUGAUGGACUUCUAUCUAUAACCCCGAAUAACUCGCGCAAAUACCUUAUGAUUCUCGCUUGGCAAGCAACCAUCUAUGAGAUCUGGAGAGAGAGGAACAAUCGGCUUCAUCGCAGCAUACACAAGCAUCCUGACCUAAUCCUCAAAGGUAUUGAGCUAACAAUCAAUAAUAGAAUUUCGGCGUUCCGGUUGCAGAAUCCUCAUGCGGCAAGUGACGCAAUGCAACUUUUGAUUUCCGAGCACAGAAUAGCUGGGCUUGGUUGGGUUAGUCUCGGGCACAGAAUAGCUGGGCUCGAUUGGGCUUUGUUGGGUUUCGGCCCUGCCAUCCUUGCAAUUCUCUUUGCCGUUUCUAGUAGCCAACAUGUCUGCAAUCCACUCUGCAAGGCUAAAGAACCCUUCAACUGCGACAAAAUUGAUACCUUUAACCGAACUGGAUUCCCAAAGAACUUCAUUUUUGGUGCGGCUACUUCUGCAUACCAGAUUGAAGGUUCUGCACAUAGAGCACUGAAUGGAUGGGACUAUUACACUCAUAGAUAUCAAGAAGAAGUUCCGGAUAACAGUUCAGGAGACCUUGCUUGUGAUUCGUACAAUCUUUAUAAGGAGGAUGUCGCACUACUAAAAAGAUUGAAGGCUCAAGCAUACCGAUUCUCAAUAGCAUGGUCAAGGGUCUUACCAAAGGGAAGACUGAUUGGAGGACUGGACGAGAAUGGUAUAACAUACUACAACAAACUAAUUAACGAGUUAGUAGCAAAUGAGAUAGACACCUACUUAACAUGCGUGGAUGCGAUUCACAGGCAUAGAACCAUAUGUGACUAUAUUUCAUUGGGAUGUUCCCCAAACUUUGGAAGACGAAUACGGAGGCUUCUUAAGCCCACGGAGGAUUUCAAAAACUACGCGGAGCUUCUAUUUUCCAGAUUUGGAGACAGAGUCAAAUACUGGAUCACUUUGAACCAGCCUUUCUCUCUUGCAACUAAAGGUUAUGGAGAUGGGUCGUAUCCACCAGGACGAUGCACAGGCUGUGAAUUUGGAGGAAAUUCUGGAACUAAACCUUAUAAAGUUUCACAUCACCAACUUCUAGCUCAUGCAGAAACUAAAUCUCAAGGUGGUAAAAUAAGAACGACACUGAUCAGAAGAUGGUUCACCCCAUUAAACGAAACUAACGAUCUCGACGAGGCUGCUUCAAAACGGGCAUUCUCGUUUAUUGUCGGAUGGUAUAUAUGUUCAACUAUAUAUAUAGAAAUGUACGGAGAUUAUCCAAAGAUAAUGAGAGAUAUGGUUGGAGAUAGAUUGCCAAGAUUCACACCUGCACAAUCGGAAUUAGUUAAAAGAUCACUUGAUUUCCUAGGUUUGAAUUAUUACAUUACACAAUAUGCGACAGACACACCUAUUCCGAAACUGCCUAGUGUCAUAACCGAUCCAGGAAUUACUCUUGGAUAUUAUCGCAAUGGAAUUUCUAUUGGCGUUCAGGCCCCUAGCUUCGUGUACUAUCCUCCAGGAUUCCGUAUGAUUCUAAGUCACAUCAGACAAAACUACGGAAACCCACUUACCUACAUCACCGAAAAUGGAGUUGCUGAUUAUGGAAACUUAACGCUUCCAGAUGCUCUUGCCGACAACGGACGAAUUCAAAAUCAUUGCAGCCAUCUUUCGUGUCUCAAAUGCUCCAUCGACGAGGGAUCCAACGUAAGAGGAUAUUUUGCAUGGUCAUUGAUGGACAAUUACGAAUUUGGAAAUGGUUACACUCUACGGUUUGGUAUGAACUGGUUCAACUUCACUAAUCCUAUUGAUCGAAGAGAAAAGGAUUCUGGCAAAUGGUUCUCUAAAUUCAUCGCAAAAUAAAAAGGGGAACGAUAGAUGUAAAUAAUUACAUGUAUACAACCUCCAAAUCUAAUAGCUAAUGUAUACUAUAUGUAUUGUUUAUCUUUUCAAGCUGUUAUGUGUCGUUGUAUGUAACUUUGUUAAUUGCGCGUUGUAAUAAUUUGAUCUUAAUUCUCAGUGAAUUCAUAAAUAAAUUAUUCUUUUAUGAAGCUUGUGUU